Messenger RNA from Melanotaenia boesemani (Boeseman's rainbowfish), 2583 nucleotides. RefSeq names its product X-ray repair complementing defective repair in Chinese hamster cells 4 (gene xrcc4). NCBI's taxonomy places the organism in Eukaryota, Metazoa, Chordata, Actinopteri, Atheriniformes, Melanotaeniidae. Bases 962 to 2089 code for a protein of 375 amino acids. Gene Ontology annotation, cellular component: nucleus; DNA ligase IV complex; DNA-dependent protein kinase-DNA ligase 4 complex. Gene Ontology annotation, biological process: positive regulation of ligase activity; double-strand break repair via nonhomologous end joining; response to X-ray. The record is from RefSeq and is a predicted model, not a curated record. Gene Ontology annotation, molecular function: DNA binding. The transcript is spliced from 8 exons.
CCGUGUUUAGUUUCAUCUGAUAAAAACAGAAAACAGGAUUUCAGCAGGAGCCAGGUGGAGAGCUGCUAGCUGGAAACCUGGCAGGUCUCAGAGCAGUAAAACCUUCCACGGGAGUGAAAUGAGGCAUCUAGAGAGGAAUUCCAGCUGCUUCUGUCCAAGGACUCUAAUGAUUCAUCCUUCAUGUUGCUGGGAAACUGGAGAUUUCAUCAUCCAGCCACCCGUAGCCUCCUCCCCUCUGAAAGGGAAGCCACGCCAGCUGGAGCUCCGGUUCAACCUCAGAAACAGACUCAGGUGGACGGUCUUCAUACCGCAACUCGAGAUGAGGGAGGACAUGGAGGUGGAGGGCAGACAGUCCAGCUCCAACCACCAGAAGGAGAAGGCUGACUUCUGCUCCAGCCUUCCUUCCAUUGCUGCUGCAGCAUCUGAAGGUCCCACCACAGCUUCUCAGUCUGGACCAGAACCAGGCUGCAGGCCCAGCUGGUGUCAGACUUAACUGGACCAGGUCAACUCCUUGGUUCUGUUGUAUGAGACAGUUCAGACUUCCUCCUGCAGCUCUCCCCAACCAGCCAUGCUGGUUCAGACCUGAUCUAACCUGCUAACGGAGACCUGGAGAGUCUGGGAUGGAGAUCUGGGCUUUUCCUGGUCUGUGAAUGAUCUUCCUGUCUGCAGAACGUCUGGAAGUGACCUGAUAGACUGAUGGACAGCAGCUUCUGUGCUGAUGUCUUUCCUCCUGGGCACGGAGUGAACACCUGCAUGUUUCCUAGAGGAGCUCGCCGUCUGAAACUGUUCUGGAAUAAAAUCCAGGACUUUUCAUCAUAUGAAGUUUCUUCUUCUUCCAUUUCCAGACGCGGUUUAGUGAAACAUGUCAGAGCUGGAGGACGAGGGGAGGGUUAAACACCAGUCUGCAGCUCAGUGAGCACUGUAGAGCUGGGAAGCAGAGUCUCUCCCCUCAGCUAGCCGGAUGCUAACGCCAGCCAGGACCAGGUCUCAGCAGGGCGCCGCGGAGGACCACGUCUGUUUGUCAAGCCAGGACCUCAGCAUCAGCGGCAUCUGCCUCGUGUUGGAGCAGCAGCUGGCAAACGGAAUGCACACGUCACUGCGUGAAAUCCACAUCUCAGAGUCUGACUCCUCCUACUUCCUGCGUGUUGACUGGGAGGGGCGGAGCCUUAGUUCAGGUUUCCAGCUGCUGCUGACUGAUGGACAGGAUGCAUGGAGAGGAGAAGUCAGCGAGGCGGCGGUUAGCGCUGAGGCCGAGGAGCUGGAGAUGCAGCAGGACAAGUACGUCCAGGACCUCCAGCAGGCGCUGACCGGAGCAGAGAAAGCCGCCUCCUACAGCUUCACGCUGAGUCCCCAUCCCCCAACGAACAGCCGGACACUGACGUACGAGAAGAUGCAGAAGGACAUCUUGUUCAGGCUGGGCAGUGUGAUGCUGGAGUCCGUUGCCGAGCCGACCGAAGUGGUGAGGAAGCUGCUGGUUCACAGCCUACAACAAGGACACAAUCUGCAGCAGAAUAACCUGAAACUGGAGGAGCAGAACCAGCAGUUCAUCCAAGAGCAGCAGCGAAUCACAGCAGAGAUGAAUCGCUACGCUGGUGGUAAGGAGGUCCUGGAGGCAGAGCUGUUUUCCCGGUUUGUCCUGGUCCUCAAUGAGAAGAAAGCGAAGAUCCGAAGUCUGCAGGAGACCAUCACCAGGCUGCAGGAAGCAAGGAGCGCUGAUGGACAGAAAAGCCCAAAAUCACUUAAGUCGGCCCAAACCGGCGGUCAGGACAGUGAGGCUGAGGAUGGUGAAUAUGGAGGCAGCACUGAUGAAGAGGCAGAGGAAGUACGGUCGACUCCAGCUUCUAAUUUACCAUCACGAGAAUGCUCCACUCCGAGCCCAUUGGACGACAGCCUGCGUGACAUCACAGACGUGGCUCCGUGCCGGAAACGCCGCCUCCGCCUGCUGAGGCCCCCGGACGCCGCCGUAAAGAGGCCGAACCCGGAGACAUCACAGAAGAGAAGGUCCGACUCUAAUCCAGGAUCCAGUAAGAAGCCGACCCCCCAGAGCUCUGCAGACGUUGCAGUAGAGGACCUGUUCGAGGACUUUUGAUGUCCAGAUGCGGUCUACAUCCUGACAGGGGUCUAUGUCCCGACAAAGACCUACGUCCCGACAAAGACCUACGUCCCGACAAAGACCUACGUCCCGACAAAGUUCUACGUCCCGACAAAGUUCUACGUCCCGACAAAGAUCUACGCCCCGACAUAGAGCUAUGUCCCGGCAAAGAUCUGUGUCCCGACAUAGAUCUACGUCCUGACAUAGAUCUACGUCCCGACAAAGAUCUACGUCCCGACAUAGAGCUAUGUCCCGGCAAAGAUCUGUGUCCCGACAUAGAUCUACGUCCCAACAAAGAUCUACGUCCUGACGAGGAUCUAUGUACUGAUGGGGUCUACAUCUGGAUGGGGUCUAUGUCUUUGGUGAUUUUUAUGAUUUUAAAAAUGUAUAUGGAGUAAAUCGUUUUCUUUAAAGUAAAAGAAUGUGAAGCUGAAAACUUUUUCUUAUUCAGUUUUGUCAUGAACGUCCGAAUCAAUAAAGUUUAUGGCUCA